CCCGUCAUGUCCGUCCGGGCUGUUGGGAACUAAGAUGGAGGACUGGGCGAAACGGAACGCGAGUCUGUACGGACUUCUAUAGCUCGACGAGGCGGAUUUGCGGUUCCCUUCGGACUUAUGGAGGAACUUGUGGAAGCUGACGAUGCCUAGGAAGGGGAACGGACAGCUGCCGUUACCGGACGGCUGGGAGGAGGCGAGGGAUUACGACGGGAAAGUGUUUUAUAUCGACCACAACACGAGACAGACGAGCUGGAUCGACCCGCGGGACAGACUGACAAAGCCCUUGUCGUUUGCGGACUGCGUAGGCGAUGAGCUGCCGUGGGGCUGGGAGGCCUCCUACGAUCCUCAGAUCGGCAUCUACUACAUCGACCACAUCAACAAGACCACCCAGCUGGAAGACCCCCGUAAACAAUGGCGCAUGGAGCAGGAGCGCAUGCUGAAGGAGUACCUGUCGGUGGCACAGGACGCACUCCUUGCCCAGAAGGAGCUCUACCAGGUGAAGGAGCAGAGGCUGGCGCUUGCACUGGACGAAUACGUCCGCCUCAACGAUGCUUACAAGGAGAAGUCCAGCUCGCGAACCAGCUUGUUCUCAGGAUCCUCAUCAAGCACAAAGUAUGACCCAGACAUCUUAAAAGCAGAAAUAUCAACAACAAAAGUCAGAGUGAAUAAACUGAAGAGAGAGCUUUCUCAGAUGAAGCAGGAGCUCCUGUACAAAGAACAGGGCCUUGAUACCUUGCACCAAAUUGACCAAAAGAUGUGCGGUGGCCAGAGUGGCUACCGGCUGAAGGAGGCCAAGGCUGUGGUGAACGAGCUCAAGUCCAUCCGGAGGGCCAUCAGCUCGGGCGAGAAGGAGAAGCUCGACCUCAUGCAGUGCCUCGCCAAGCUGAAGGAGCGCUUCCACUCUGAGCAGAGUAUGGGUCACUCAGAACCGGACCUGCGAAGGGUGCAGCCUUCCAACCCGACGCUGCCCAGACGCACCCUGGACGCAGGCUCCCAGACCGACAUCUCGGGAGAGGCCGGGCUGCACAGCAGGUCCACCUUGGCCGAGAAGGCGCGGCUGAGCCUGCGGUACGAGGAGGCCAAGAGAAGCAUGGCCAACGUGAAGAUUGAGCUGGCAAAGCUGGACGCAGAGGUGUGGCCGGGCGCGCUGGAUGCAGAACGUGAGCGCCUCCUGCUCCUCAGUGAGAAGGAGGAGCUGCUGAAGGAGCUGCAGUUCGUCACCCCCCGAAGACGCUCCGCUGGAGAGUUGCAGCGCUUGGAAGCCGAGAGGCUGCGCCUAGAGGAGGAGUUGCUGUGCGUCAAGACCGCCCCCAGCCGAGCCCUGGCGCAGAGGUUGAAGGUGCAGGAAAGGAGACGGGCUCUGGUGCAGAAGUUGGAGGAGUCGACUCGCUUGGCUACACAGCUGCAGUCCCAACUGAAAAGCCUUUCGGCCAGCACCCUGUCAGUGUCUUCUGGCAGCAGUCUGGGCUCCCUGGCCUCCAGCCGUGGCUCCCUGAAUGCCUCUAGCCGUGGCUCCCUGAACUCACUGAGCUCAGCGGAGUUGUACUACGGCCCCCCGGAGUCGCCAAUCGACCCCGACCGCCAACACAAGCUGGACUUGCUGCUGCAGGAUAAGGCGGGCAGCUACGAACCCUCGGGCUCCAUUACCACCAUCCACGAGCAUGAGGUGGUGCGCAGUAGCUGUGGGGAGCCCACCCCUGGACAGCCCCCAAAAUCGGUGGCCUCGUUGUCGUCGCGUUCCUCGCUGUCCUCGCUGUCGCCGCCCGGCUCACCGCUGGCGCUGGAAGGAGCCUUCCCAUCUGUACGGGACCUGGCCCCCGACUUCGGCGAGUGUGAGGCAGCGGGUGACUUCGUGGGCCUCGCCUUCUUUGCAAGUCGAGCACUGCCAGACCCUGAGGGUGCAGACAGGGAGGGGGGCGAGGGGCGACAUCAGGCACCGCUGGCCACACUCCAGGAGGGAAUAGCAGACAUGGACCUGCAGGGUCGCCCUCUGCUGGAAGACCAGCCAGCCUGUGUGUCAGCUGCUGUUUCCGACGAGUCUGUCGCAGGUGACAGCGGAGUCUACGAGGCAUCCCUCAAACGGUCCAAUGAGGUAGAGGACACAGUCUACACGGAAGAGGAGCUGGGCUCCCCAGAAGUGGUGCAAGUCCAGAUGGGGCUCAAGUACGAUGCAGCAAACUCCAGCUUUGUCAUCGUCGUGAUGCAGCUUCACAACCAGGCCUCCCUGCAGGUUCCAUUGGGUGCCAAAGUGUACUUCCGCGUGGUCCUGCUGCCCUCUCCAGGUGAUGUCAGCUGCCUGUUCCGCACAAGGGUUCUGCCCCUAGCUGAAUGUGUGGCUUUCAGCGACGUGUUCCGGGCAACGGUGCCACGAGACGAACUUCAACGCAGGACACUCAGGGUGGACCUGUGCCACGUGGGUCCGUCCCGACAGGAGGACUGCCUGGCCGGGGUACACGUUGUCCUGACCAGCCUCCCCCUGUCAACUGACCUCUCCACUCACUGGUAUGACCUGCUGCCCUGCAAGAGGAGCAGAGAGACACAGGAGGAGAGGGUAGCGGCCAUGCAGGAUCCGCGACCCCGUGGGGGUGCCGUCGACCUGGAUGCCGUAUCAGCUUUGCUUGAACGGACUUCCACAGAGCUAGAGGCUGUGGAACAGAAACUGGCCCAGGAGGAAGGAAUCGAGGAGGAAUGGCUAGAGUUUGUCGGAGAGAACAGUGCAGAGCUCGCCUUGGGUGUGGAGGAAGAGGAAGUGGAGGGAGAAGAAGCUGGAAUGAACAUCCCGGACAAUUCAGAGGAGUACAGGACUCAUGCUGGCCUUUACCGAAAGGAAGUGGAUGAAGAAAGACAGGAAGUAGCUGAAGAGGAGGAGCUAAAGAAGUAUAAAGAAAGUAACUCGCAGCUGUGUGAAGGACCAACCCUGCUGGACAAGGAGACGAGCACAGACGACGGCGCAACGGAGGAGGUGGCGGCGGUGGUUCGGCCCAAGGAGCGGAGCGGGCUGGGAUCCCGGCAGCAGGCAUUCGGCAGGAACAGCAUGGUCAUGCGCUCACAUACUUUCUCCCCAGGGGAGCGCAGCCAGUACAUUUGCAGGUUGAGCCGAAGCGAUAGCGACAGUUCGACAUUAUCCAAAAGGUCUCCCUUCAUCCGGAAUGCGUCGGAGAGGCGCAGCCUGCGAGUGAAACGGAGUAUCCGGCAGCCCACCCUGCAGCGGUCCGCAGCAGAGCACCCUGGCAGAACCUCCCUGGACCUGGAGCUGGACCUCCAGGCUGUCCGCACUCGGCAGAGUCGCCUGGACGAGGAGUUGCGUCGGCUACGAGAGCUGAAAGCACGACUGGAGGCACUGAAAGCUCGUGGAGAGACGGAGCUGCCGGCCAUCGUGCUGGAGGACGAGCGAUUCCGCAGGCUCCUGCAGCAGGCCGAGAAGCAAGCGGAGCAGUCAAAGGAAGAGCAGAAGCAGGACCUGAAGGCUGAGAAGCUCAUGAGAAAGGCCUCCAAGGAUGUGUGCCGGCUCCGCGAGCAGAGCCAGAAGGUGCCGGUGCAGGUGCAGUCGUUCAGGGAGAAGAUGGCCUAUUUCACGCGAGCAAAGAUACAUAUACCAGCACUACCAGCAGACGACGUAUGAUCGUGUUUUUCAUAGCAAAUAUCAAAAGUAUUUUUCCCAACUUGAUAGCAGUGUAUUUUUAAGACAGAGCAUUUCUUUGAAUACAUCGAACAAAAAAAGAAUACAAUAGUUUUACACCAUAGAAGUAUUUGUAUAAUAAGUUGUAAUGGAAUAUCAUGAUGUAAAAAAAGGCUUUCUUUUUGAGAAAACCAAAGUAGUAAUUGUGGUGCAUGUUUGCUAACGAUGCAUCUGUACAGUUUGAGAAAAUGUGGCGCCCAUUAUUCUGUAAAGUUGGAAUGUGCGGAACAAAGCAGGACAGUGGCUGCUGCUGCGCUCUCAUGGCUCCCCCUGCUGGAGUGCGCGCGCGCACACACUGCGCUCUGGCUCAGCAUCCACAGUGUGUGUACAUUGUGAGCAAGUGAAUGAGGGAAUGAAUGAAUGAGUGAGUGAAUGAGGGAGCAGGGGUUCCGUAGCACCGCCCUGCCUUGUUGAAAUCCUGUCCAGCGCUUGGCUCUGCGUCUUCAUCCCUACCUGUCAAUCAAAACAAGACAAAUCUUUCGAAUGUAUGUUUUGUUAUGCUUUUUUUUUGUCGUUACUGCACUGAUCUCUGCAUCCUUCGGUCUUUUUGGACACAUUGCACAUUUUAGAUAAGCAGCUGUACUCAGUAUUCUGUCUUCACCAUUGUAAUACCCCACCACAUCACCACAAGUCCCAUUAACUGAAAUCUAAAUUUUUUCCUAUCGAUGCAAAAGUUCUGUUUAUUCACAGUUGUGGAAACUUAUCUCCCGUGUAGCUGAGCAUGUUCCAGACCCUGUUCUUUCCCUCUUCUGUAGUAAAAUUCCUCAAAGUGUUUUUUCAGAGUAAAAUAUAACAAUGUGAACAGACUUGCAGAUCUUUUUUUGAAUGGCCAUCUUUGGCAGACGGACCGUACGUUCACUGGCACAGCACACAUUGGUCAUGGAGUGAAGGACACCCCCCCCACCAUCACAGUAUCACAGAGAUCAAAGCAUUGGUUUGAACUGUAUAAAUAUUUGUAAAAGUCUUGUGAAUCUCUCAAGUUAUACACACAUAUGUGGAGCAGCCCUCUUUGUUGGCACAGAUUAGCCAGUGUUGUAGCACAAUUAAUUUAAAAUGUUUUUAUUGUUGUUCACUUGUAGUAGCUGAUCCAUCCAACAUUUGAUUUUACUGUGCUGGGCAACCUGGAAGCACAAAAAGCUACAGAACAAGCAGUUUAUUUUCCGAAUGGACCAACGGGUGUGUUUUUUCAAAGUCAGCCCUGUGUCGUUCCUGCAAGAUGUCAUGCACCUCAUCAGCACCGACAGUCCUGUUAAACCCUGGUCCAAAUGCUCGCAGACGCUCCGUUUGCACGACGUGCAGCGCACAUCUCCCCACAUGAGCAUCUGCCACCGCCGAGGGGGUGCCAGUCAGGUCCAACGCAAUGAACACCUUCUGCCAGACUUCACACACCUCUCUUAAAGCAAUCUGUCUUUUUUAAAAGAGUAUUUAGCACACAAUAAUGAAAUGAAGGUUUUUCUUGCUUUUUCACUGUGCUUGAUUUGUAUAAUGUAUGUAGAGGCCUUAACAGACCAUUGUUCUUUCCAUUUAUUUUCAUUUAUUUAUUUGCCUUAUUUAUGUUUUCUUUAUGUACAGUUGUGUUUUU
Messenger RNA from Scleropages formosus (Asian bonytongue), 5261 nucleotides. RefSeq names its product protein WWC2-like. Gene Ontology annotation, molecular function: molecular adaptor activity; kinase binding. The transcript is spliced from 23 exons. The record is from RefSeq and is a predicted model, not a curated record. The coding region runs from base 143 to 3622 and encodes 1159 amino acids. Gene Ontology annotation, cellular component: cytoplasm. NCBI's taxonomy places the organism in Eukaryota, Metazoa, Chordata, Actinopteri, Osteoglossiformes, Osteoglossidae. Gene Ontology annotation, biological process: regulation of hippo signaling; regulation of DNA-templated transcription; cell migration.